AUGGCACAGUUUGACAAAGAGUCGGCAUGUGGAAAAAAGAAGAGAUAUGAAAAAACCUUGAAGGAUCUCAAGAAGGUUAAUGACAUGAAAGAUGUUUUCGAUGGCCAAAUUGAUGAGGAACAAUAUGAGUCGAAAAACAAUCUUGACGAGGCACAUCACAUCAGUAAAUUUUGGAACGUGGUUUUCGGCGCUGGGAUUGCUCUUGUUGUCGUUGUAUCACUAGUUGUCAUGGCUGUUGCAGUGGGUGUGUCUGCACCCUUUGCGGUUCUAGCAGCACCAUUUCUUGCGUUGGGAAGGGUAGGAGUCCAUCAUUCUUUGGAGAAAAAGGUUAAUGAUCUGAAGAAACAUGAGGAAGAUGGCAAGAAACAGGAAGGUAUAACAGAUUCGACGGACAAGGGUAUGGAAAGCAACAAAGAAGCAUUGAACACUAUAUAG
This is a messenger RNA of Capsella rubella, 435 nucleotides long. Its product is annotated as UPF0496 protein At3g28270-like. Lineage: Eukaryota; Viridiplantae; Streptophyta; Magnoliopsida; Brassicales; Brassicaceae. Bases 1 to 435 code for a protein of 144 amino acids. The record is from RefSeq and is a predicted model, not a curated record. The transcript has 2 exons.